This is a messenger RNA of Corticium candelabrum, 955 nucleotides long. RefSeq names its product coiled-coil domain-containing protein 115-like. The record is from RefSeq and is a predicted model, not a curated record. NCBI's taxonomy places the organism in Eukaryota, Metazoa, Porifera, Homoscleromorpha, Homosclerophorida, Plakinidae. The transcript is spliced from 4 exons. The coding region runs from base 42 to 638 and encodes 198 amino acids. Gene Ontology annotation, biological process: vacuolar proton-transporting V-type ATPase complex assembly.
GGAACUACUAGCGCGCGCUAGCUACUUGACUCUAUCAGGCAAUGACGACACCAGUUGUUGAUCGGUUGGAUUCUAUUGCUCUUGAGCUUCUGGAUGUUUUAGUAGCGAUUCAUUUGUGUCGAAAAGGCGCUCACAAGCUGCUAGAAAAUGGCCACUUGAGCUUGUCUCAGGCAAGGUAUUCGAGAGGCGUGAAGUCAGUCUCAUCUCUUCAGUUUCCAUCGGAAAUGUCGGCAGCGGCGACAACUUCUGUACACAAUGAUGAAAAUGGGAUUCAAAUAAUGCUUCAUCAGAUGACAACAGAAUCAGUUACUCUCACACCAAACCUGACAGAAAGUGACCCUCCCACUGAAGAUACACAGCUGAGACACAGAAAGGGACAUGCAAAGGAAACGAGAGUAGAAACGGUUAGUGCAAAGAAAGAAGCUAAAAAAGAAGAAAAAGUAGCAAGAGCAACUUACUCGGAUCCUCUCAAAUGGUUUGGCGUACUUGUGCCUCUGAGCCUUCGAUCAGCAAAGAAGAGCUUUAGUGAAGGUGUUGAGAUGAUCGUAGAACUGGCAAACCUGCAGAUAAAGUUAGAGUGUCUAAGAACUGAAUACGGGCAGCUAUUGAAGAAGAAAGCGGAAAUGAAAGGAGAUUGAUUGAUAAGAAGGAUAGAAGUUGCGUAAUAUGAGAUAGUGUAUGUUAGAGCAUUACAUUAUGAUUGGUUCUAUAUGUUAUUACAUUAUGUGUGGAUGUGGACUCGCACACACACACACACACACACACACACACACACACACACACACACACACACACACACACACACACACACACACAAAUUUGCAAAUACUAUGGCAACGUCUAAUUACGCGUGCUCGCCUCGAUCGCUCACUGUGUGUGCGUGCGUGUGUGUCCACACCUAAACAUAAUGUAAUGCUCUAUCAGAUUAUGCAAAUACUAUAGCAGUACCAAACAA